Phacochoerus africanus (Common warthog) is the source of this 1596-nucleotide messenger RNA. It is a transcript of the gene EMB, whose product is annotated as embigin. Bases 219 to 1208 code for a protein of 329 amino acids. Gene Ontology annotation, biological process: dendrite self-avoidance; homophilic cell-cell adhesion; axon guidance. Lineage: Eukaryota; Metazoa; Chordata; Mammalia; Artiodactyla; Suidae. Gene Ontology annotation, molecular function: cell-cell adhesion mediator activity. Gene Ontology annotation, cellular component: plasma membrane; axon. The record is from RefSeq and is a predicted model, not a curated record. The transcript has 9 exons.
UGCGGGCUGCGCGCUGCAUAAUUGAUGGAGGGCUGGGCGCAGUUCUGGGUCGGUCACCGGCGCUGCGAGUGUCUUGGGGUAGGAGGGCAAGAAGGUCGGCCCCUCCCACUCCGCCUUUUCUCAAGUGUCCUGCUCCGACUCCUGGCAGCCGGCUAGUGUGCAGAGCGACUCCAGGCACCGACGGCGGUGCGCGAGGACCGCGCAGACCCGCGGGCGCCAUGCGCUCUCUCCCUGGCCUGCGAGGGCCCCAGGCACCUUCCCUGCCGCUGCUCCUCCUGGGCCUCCUGGCCGCUGUGCGUCGGAGCUUGGAGGACGGCCAUCCGUCAGCUUCACCUUUUACAAGUCCACCUAUUCAGGAAGAAAUGAUGACAAAAUACUCGAACCUUUCCCUGGAGAGUCAUAACAUAUCUCUGACUGAACAUUCCAAUAAGCCAGUAGAAAAAAAUAUCACUUUAGAAAGACCUUCUAAUAUAGAACUCACAUGCCAAUUCACAACAUCUAGGGAUCUGAAUUCAGUAAAUGUGACUUGGAAAAAAGAUGAUGAACUACUUAAGAAUAAUUAUCUCAUCAAUGUAACAGGAAGGCUCCUGUAUACCCAAUACAUGUUCACCAUUGUUAACAGCAAGCAAAUGGGAAGUUACUCUUGUUUCUUUGAAGAGAAAAAGGAACAAAGGGGCACAUUUAAUUUCAAAGUUCCUCAACUUAAUGGAAAAAACAAACCAUUGAUCACAUAUGUCGGGGAUUCAGUUGUCUUAAUGUGUAAAUGUAAAGACUGUUUGCCUUUAAACUGGACCUGGUACAGCAGUAAUGGGAGUGUACAGGUUCCUGUUGGUGUUCAAACAAACGAUAAGUAUGUGAUCAAUGGAAAAAACGCUAAUGAAACAAGGCUCAAGAUAAUGCAACUUUCAGAGGAAGAUCAGGGAUCCUACUGGUGCCAUGCAAUAUUCCAAUUAGGCGAGAGUGAAGAACACAUUGAACUUGUCGUGCUGAGUUAUUUGGUACCCCUCAAAGCAUUUCUUGCAAUAGCUGCUGAGGUUGUUCUUUUAGUGGCUAUUAUUCUACUUUGUGAAAUGUAUACCCAAAAGAGAAAGAAGCCAUCAGAUGAUGGGAAAGAAUUUGAACAAAUUGAACAGCUGAAAUCCGAUGAUAGCAAUGGUAUAGAAAAUAAUGCCACCAGGCACAGAAAGAAUGAAUCUGUGAGCCAGUGAAUGCGAAACAUCAUGUCAAGAGCCAUGGAGCCAUGGGAAGAUGUACAAAGAGUCUGGAUUUCAGCUUUGUUUAUGCUUCCUGUUAAGAACACCCAGAAUUUUUUUUUUUAAAAGAUAAUAAGUUUAUGCAAAAUGCUCAGCAGUAGCUUUGUAAAUAAUAAUAUGCUAUUUCAGAUCUAAAGAUGUAUUUUCAUUCUGUAAUUAUUUUACAUUAAAGCAAGGUAAAUUGUAUUAAAUAUGUUCUAUGAGCUGUAACCCAGGAUAACUAAUUUUAUUCUGGUUCUCAAGGGACACAAAGAACAGACACCAGCAAAACUAAAUAGUACACAGAACUACUGUCACUUAAGACCUGUUAAUAACCAAAGAAUUCAUUAAAGACUAAGCUUUU